Erpetoichthys calabaricus (reedfish) is the source of this 3161-nucleotide messenger RNA. RefSeq names its product zinc finger protein 431-like. The record is from RefSeq and is a predicted model, not a curated record. NCBI's taxonomy places the organism in Eukaryota, Metazoa, Chordata, Cladistia, Polypteriformes, Polypteridae. Gene Ontology annotation, cellular component: nucleus. The coding region runs from base 117 to 2711 and encodes 864 amino acids. The transcript has 3 exons.
AGGCGAAAAAACCGAGCGGCCGUAACGGGAAACGUACUGCCAGGGGAGGACUGGGCGACACGGGGGGCGAUCAGCUGAACUGGGAGAGAUCAGGCCCUCCUGAAGGUACCAAGGUGAUGGCCCACACUGGAUUUGACGCUUUGACCCCCUGUAGUGACAGUGCAGAUAGAAGCACAGGUUCUGGAGUCUGGAAAACUGAAGAGGUAGAUGCCGAGCAGGUUUAUGGAGACAUUAAGGAUGAAGACGCUGAGAUGGACAUUAUGAGAAGUUCAGAUGAUUGUAUGAAGCAGGAGUCCAUCAGUAUUAAGAAGGAGGAGGAGCUCAGCAUUAAAGUGGAGGUCACAGAAAUGGAGCUCUCUUCUGCCAUUAAAAUGCAGAUGUCUCCUUUGCCGUGUACAGAUGAAGAUUUAUCAGCUGACCAUAAGGUUAAGGAAAGCCAUCUGGGGUUGAAUGUGGAGGUCGGCCAGUCAUCAUCUCGGCAAGAGUGUGGGACUGGAGAUGAGUUUAUGAAUGAUGACACUUUAGGAGUUGACUUAGAAGAGAAAGCAAGUGAGGAGCAGGGUGUAGAAGAUCAGCACACCUCUGAAGAAAAUCCAAUCCAGCAGAGGAGCCCCACAGGAAAAAAAUGGAAUCGGCGUGCUGAAUGUGGGAAGACGUUGACCAAGGCAUCGUCCCUCAAAGCACACCAAUGCAUUCACACAGGAGAAAAAACAUACGAGUGUCCUGAGUAUGGGAGGACUUUCAGGAGGUCACUGCAGCUUAAAGCUCAGGAGGGAAUUCACACCAGAGAUGAACGGCAUCUGGAUUCAGACCACGCAAUUCCUGAAGAUUCUUCUCAGGAUGAAGAAAGAAUGUCUCAUUUUGGAAUCGGGCCGGAGACUGAGAUGGCACAAAAAGCUGCAGAUUUGGACUUUUCCAAAACUGUACCACAAAAUUCUAGUUACAUUAAGCAAGAAGAUGUCCCGGAUUUGACUUCUGGGGUUUCAGACAAUGGAGGGAAACAAGAAUCCACCAGCAUUAAGGAGGAGUUCAUCGGUGUUAAAGAGGAGGCCUCUGAAGUGGAACUCUCUUCUACUGUUAAAAAAGAACUGCCUUCUCCAGUAUCCUCAUCAGACCAGUCCUCGGACUCAAAUAAUUUAACGGAUCAUGAAAUACAACAGAAUAUUCCAAAAGAAGAAAAGACACAUCAGUGCACUGGCUGUGGAAAGACUUUUAUAUUGGAUCCAAGCCAUAGAUUGGAAGCGGGAAAUCAAACAGAAGAAAGGCCGUAUCAAUGUACUGAUUGUGAAAUGGCUUACAGUCAGCGUGUACAAGUUACACCUCAUCCAGAAACUCACACGUGGGACAAACCUUUCCAGUGCAAAGAAUGUGGAAAGAGUUUCCGACUGAGCGCAUUACUUAGAAUUCACGAGAGAAUUCACACUGGAGAGAAGCCUUACCAAUGCAAUGAAUGUGGGAAGAGUUUCACACAGAGUACAAGCUUUAGUCGUCACAUGAAAAUUCACAAAGAGGAACAGCCGUGCCAGUGCGAUCUGUGUGGGAAGACUUUCAGCCAGCAAAGAUACCUCACAUAUCAUCAGAGAACUCACUCAGGAGAGAAACCGUACCAAUGUAGUGAAUGUAGCAAGAGUUUCAAACACAACGCUAGCCUUAGAAUUCACAUGAGAAUUCACACGGGGGAAGAACCGUUCAAGUGCGAUCUGUGCGGGAAGACUUUCAGCCAUCGAAAAUAUCUCACACAUCAUCAGAGAAUUCACACAGGAGAGAAUCCUCACCAAUGCAACGAAUGUGGAAAGAGCUUCUUGCUGGGUGCGGGACUGAGGAAUCACGAGGGAACUCACACUGGAGAGAAACCGUACCAAUGUAAAGAAUGUGGGAAGAGUUUCAAACAGAAGGCAAAUUGCAGAAUUCAUAUGAGAAUUCACACGGGGGAAAAACCUUACCAGUGCACUGAAUGUGGGAAGAGUUUCAUGUGGCAUGCCCACUUUCGACUUCAUUUGAGAUACCACACAGGUGAAAAGGCGUACCAGUGCAGCGAUUGUGGGAAGAGUUUCACACACAGGUCAAAUCUUAACCAGCACCGGAACAUUCACAGAGGAUUAAAACCUUACCAGUGCGGUGAAUGCGGAAAGGCUUUUACACACCGAACAAACCUUGUCCAACACCAGGAAGGUCACACAGGAGAAAAACCUUACCAGUGUAACGAGUGUGGGAAGAGCUUCAAGAGGAGAACGAGCCUCAAGGAACACUCGACUUUUCACACAGGCCAAAAACUUAUUCACACAGGAGAAAAACUUUUAGAAUGCAACGAGUGCGGAAAGCAUUUUGCACACCAGGAAAAUCUGACCCGUCACCGUAAAGUUCACCAAAGAGGAAGGCCUUACCAGUGUAAUGAAUGUGAAAAGACUUUUAAGCAACGUGGACACCUUUUGGUUCAUCAGAGGUGUCACACCGGUGAGAAGCCUUACCAAUGUGCUGAAUGCGGAAAGAGUUUCACACAGCGUAUAAACCUUAUAAACCACCAGAGGAUUCACUCGGAUGAAAAACCUUUCCAGUGUACCCAGUGUGAGAAGAGUUUUAAGCAAGUUUCGGGCCUCAGAGAGCACCAGAAAAUCCAUGCAAAGAAGAAACGGUACCAGUGUAAUGAAUGUGAGGAGUCAUUCAGCCGGAUUGCACACUUCAGACAGCAUCAGCAAAUUCACAAGUUGUGAGGGCUGAUCUCGUCAAGGCAGAGCACAAAACAAAGUAAACGGAGAUACCCACCUCAAACAGGAGACUAACUUGUGUGUUGAUAUCAGGAGGACUUUUAGCCAAACUACAUAUUUACAAAAGAAGUCACCUGGUAAAGAAAAGUCUAGAAAAAGAGUCCUUAAUGGAGUUGAGGACUUGAGCUAAAGUUUUGGGUCUUAUUGAAGUACUUGGACUCUCAAAACCUUAAAGAGAACUUUAAUGUUGUGGGCUUCACUUUAGAAACUUGGUGUCCAGUUCCACCAAGGAGAAAUUACUUAAGGAUUACACCAAAAAAUCAAACUGAAUAGCAGGUGACUUUUACCAAUGUAUGUAAACAGGUGGGUGGUGCUGGUACCUUUAGUACAAAUAUGGUCAAAGUUUAUGGUUUCGGGACCUCCAAAGGAUGCAUUGUGGUACUAAAAUAAAUCUCA